AUGCCAUUUUCUUGUUUCGUUUUCUCGCAAUUUUUGCGCUUUCUGCGACCUGAGUUUUUUCUCGGAGACGUUUCUCCGCAAGGCUCUUUGAUUUCUCGCGAGUUCUCUCUGGGUCCGACUGCGUCUCUCGCUGUUCUGUGGGAUGAGAGAUUUCUCGACGGUUUUCUCUCCUCGGCUCGUCUGUGCCUUCUGCUCGACGACGCUCGCAGACUCGGAAGAACAUCGAGACGCGAGAAAUCCUUCGUCUUGAGCUCUCGAGGCGACGAAACUGUACGUUCACCUCAGGGAAGGCAAGUGCAUUCGCCUGGCUUUGCGCCGACCGUCGACAACGAGACUGCGAGCGUCGCAUCUCACAUCUCUCGCGCGCCGAGAGUCUCGUCAAAACUGCAUUGCUCCUGCACUCUGCGCCCUGUUUUUUUCUCCGCUCUCUCUCGUCUGUCCGACUUUGUUGUUUCCUCUCUCUUGUUCUGCGUGUCUUGCUCUUUCGCUUCCUCUGCUCUGCGUUCGCUGCCUCGCGUCUUCAGCUCUCGCCUUUCUCGCGCCAUGCCGCGUUCCAAGAAGCGCGGCGGCGCAGCCAAGCCGCCCUCAGCGUUCUCCUCUCUGGUGUCGGAGAUGAAGGAAAUCCCUUCGCCUCGCUCGCGAUCUCCGUCGGAUCCGGAUUCUUCUUCUCGUCCGUGUGCCUCUUUUCUCCGGUCUUGCGAGGAAUCUCUUCGCGAAGAGGCGGCGACUGCAGCGACAACAGUGCCGCAGCUGUCGGCUGCCUCAUCGAGCUGUUGCUCGCGCAGCAACAGCUCGUCGAUGCAAACAGCCGAAGGUCGAGUUGUUGCGUCUCCCGAUCUCGCAGAAGAGGAAGGCGUUUCCCCGUCCAGGCGAGUCCACAGUUCGCAGAAGCGCGGCAACGCAGGCGUCCACGAGCGACGCGCGGAGGCGACCUGCUGUGCGCCGAGGGACAGGCAUGGAGGAGACCGACCUGCUUCGUCAGCGUCUUUCCUCACCUGCGAUGGAAGUUCGCGAGAGCUCCGCAUGCAGAGCCUUCUGCCCGACGCGACCGGAGGUCGACCUGUCGCAGCAGCCGCUCACCUCGCGCCCUGCUGCCGAGUCCCGCCGAGCGACGCUUCCACACCUCGAAGCCGCCUAGGCCAGGAAGGCCUCGAACGCGAACUGGCCUCCUUUCCCGAGGUCGACGAACACUGGCCUCACCGCCUCGCAGAGACGCACAGCGCAUGCAGCCGCGGCCAUCGCAACCCCCGUGCAGUCCAAAGGCACAGCCUCGGCGACUGCGGCCUGAGGGGUGGAGACACCCGACGAUGCUGCAGCGGAGCAGAGAAGGCGAGACGGGAGAGCUGCUGCGAGGCCGACCGGACGACGGAGGCCGGAGAAGGACGCGAAACCGGGACUCAGCGCGCGCGGAGGAAACUCGUCAUGGCCUCCAUGGUCUGCUGCGUCUUCAUGUUCGUCGAAAUCGUCGCGGGCGUCCUCGCGAACUCCCUCGCCCUCAUGACCGACGCCUCGCACCUCCUCUCCGACCUGUGCGCCUUCCUCAUCAGUCUGUUUGCCCUGUGGGUUUCGGAGUUGAAGGGGAAUCCGUCGAUGUCUUUCGGCUACCACCGCGCGGAGAUUCUGGGGGCGUUGCUCUCGGUAUUUUUGAUCUGGGUGUUGACGGCUGUGUUGAUCUACGCGGCCUGUUUCCGGCUGGUGGAUCCUCCCCAAGUCGACGGCGAACUGAUGUUCUGGACGGCGCUCCUCGGGACUCUGGCGAACCUCUUCAUGACGCACAUUCUGAAGGUGCAUUCGCAUGGCAUCGGGCAAGUCCACGCGCACAGCUGCUGCGGCGAAGAGACCUUCGAGCCGCUCCGGAACCUCCAGGCCUCAAGCAGCAGUCCCGAGAAGCCGGAAGAGAGUCCGGCGUCACGGGCCUCCCAGGCUGGACGUCUCGCCUGGGAUCCUGAGGUUUCCCCCGCCGGACGCGACGCAGAGGCCGGACGCGACGCAGAAGCCGGACGCGCCGCAGAGGCCGGACGCGACGCAGAGGCCGGACGCGGUGGAGAGGUAGGACGCGGUGGAGAGGUAGGACGCGACGCAGAGACCGGACGCGGUGGAGAGGUAGGACGCGGCGGAGAGGUAGGACGCGGCGGAGAGGUAGGACGCGACGAGAAGCCGCGAAGGCCUUUCAGCGCCAGCAGUGCAGGAAGUACGGCCGCUUCUGGGGACAUCUACGUCCGUCUCGAGGAGGACAUGGACUCGGAGAGAAACUACGAAAACAUGAAUCUCAGAGCUGCGUACAUCCACGCCCUCGGUGACCUCCUUCAAAACAUCGGAGUGAUGAUCGCCUCUGCCCUCAUUUGGUGGCGGCCGGACUGGGCUAUCGCCGACCCAAUUUGCACCUUCAUUUUCUCCAUCUUUGUUCUCUUCACGACACUGUCGAUCCUCAAAGAAGCCUUGAACGUCUUGAUGGAGGGAACGCCUGUGGGGAUCGACGCGCGAGCGCUGCAGGAAGAUUUGCUGCUUCUUCCGGGAGUCGUCGAGGUCCACGAUCUGCAUGUUUGGUCGCUCUCUGUGGGGAAGCCUUCGCUGGCCUGUCAUGUUGUCGUCGAAAAUGAAGACGUCGCCAGGAGCGUCUUGAGGAAGGCAACCGUUCUUUGCCAGCGCAAGUACGCGAUUCUUCACACGACAAUUCAGACGGACUUUUCGUCGGACAAGAGGACCUGUGAAACUGAGGCACAUCAGAAGUGCAGCGAUCCCAUGAAAGUUUUCCGCCGCUAGCCUCGGACGUCUCUCAGGCUCGAGUGUGCGGAGCAUCAAGAGUCCGCGGUCUCCGCGAGUUUUUUCGCGUCUCUCGCGAAUCGCCACAGGACGCGGGACGCACGGUCGCCAGCUUGAACGCUGCAGAGGAGCAGUGUUUUUCUGACUCUUCUUUGUAAAUUCUCGCGAGUCGAUAAGUCACGUUCCUCCGGCUCCGCCUUCGUUUCACUGUUUUAUUGCUCCCCUUCUUCUUUUAACGUAUGCCCUCGCGCCGCCUCUGCCUCGGCAGAGACCUGCGGAGCUUCCUUUCGCGUCGCGCUUCUUCUGUCGCGGUCGCCUGGAGGAAGGCGACUUCUGUACGCGAAUGCAGCGACUUUGCGAGACCCAGACCUCGCCGCCAGACUCGCGAACUCCUUCGCAAAGCAAGCGGUCCGGAAAGUCCGUCCUUUUGUCUGCAAGCAGUCCCGCCGAUGUCCGCCGCUUGCCGCUCUCGGGGGCGACGCUCGGUCCGUGAGAGAGAAGGAAAGUUGCGGGGACAAAGAAAGGCAGGCCUUGUCUCCUCGCCUCGAGUUUUCCGGCGGUCAAACGCUGUGUCCAGGGAUGCCCUGCGCAUAUGCGUCGCCGAACGGCAUGUCUCUUCAUUUUCGAUUUUUUUAUAAACUUUUUUUUGUGUGGCGAUGUGUAUUUGUGCGCAAGCGUCGACGUUCGGACGCUCGCGUGUAGAGUUUCCGACGUCGAUUUGCGUUUCCUUCCUGGCGUCUUCUUCGCGAUUCGCGGAGCACGAGUCAACUUCGAUGUCCCUCUUGUCUUUCCUUGCAUGCAACCAAGGCCUCUCUCGGCAGCUGCUGUCAUCUGUACAGGUGGUUCAAACUGGGACUGAGCGCAUGCAGAGCUGAGUGUCAUGGCCAAACGGAAAUCCCGCUAAGACUUUCGAAACUUCGAAACUGCUUCCCCG
Messenger RNA from Toxoplasma gondii ME49, 3697 nucleotides. RefSeq names its product slc30a2 protein. The record is from RefSeq and is a predicted model, not a curated record. Gene Ontology annotation, cellular component: plasma membrane. Lineage: Eukaryota; Apicomplexa; Conoidasida; Eucoccidiorida; Sarcocystidae. Bases 1 to 2763 code for a protein of 920 amino acids. Gene Ontology annotation, biological process: zinc ion transmembrane transport. Gene Ontology annotation, molecular function: zinc ion transmembrane transporter activity. The transcript is spliced from 6 exons.